This is a messenger RNA of Hordeum vulgare subsp. vulgare (domesticated barley), 1485 nucleotides long. Its product is annotated as ELMO domain-containing protein A. Bases 204 to 1178 code for a protein of 324 amino acids. The transcript is spliced from 10 exons. The record is from RefSeq and is a predicted model, not a curated record. Lineage: Eukaryota; Viridiplantae; Streptophyta; Magnoliopsida; Poales; Poaceae.
UUCUCCCCUCCCCCUCCCCCUCCCCGCUUCUUCUUAAAGCUUCGAGUCAGAAUCAACCCCCUCCCCAACGCAAGGCAGACUUCUUCUUCCCUCAUUCGUCCUCCUCCCAAUCACCGGAUCCCGGAAUCAGCCAGGACCAGGACCCCUCCGUACGUGAGCUCGGUUGUUCUCCCCUGGCUAGUAUAAUCCAGCGGAAGUACUUCAUGUCAGCGAGCAAUCUUAGGCGGCGGCUCCAUCAUGCGGAUGUUGAUGGAAGGAAGAAUGAACAUGUUGACAUAUGCCAUGUAGAUUCCCUGGAUGAACCUCUACUAGGGAAGUCUAGUUAUGAUGAUGGCGGAUCAGAAGUAUAUGACCCCAGAAGGCAAGACUUGUGGGAUGAUGAUGAUAGGAAAAAGGAACAAUUACACUGGUCGUUUCUUUUCUCAAAUUUGAUUGCACAGUGGGCACAGUGGUUAGCAAAUAUUAUUGUAAGCUCCGGGUCAAUUUUUGGUAGGUUGUUUCCCUUUUCUUCGGAUAACCAAACCAGCAAUCCAGUAUAUCUUAGUCCCUUGCAGGAAGAAAGAUUGGACAAUUUAAGACGCAGAUUGAAAAUCCCUUUUGACGGUUCCCGUAUUGAGCACCAAGUACAUACAACCCAUUUGGACGCCUUGAAACAACUGUGGAAGUUAGCUUACCCAAGUCGUGAGAUUCCUCCUCUAAAAUCAGAAUCGUGGAAGGAGAUGGGUUGGCAAGGCACUGAUCCAUCAACAGAUUUCAGGGGUGGUGGAUACAUAUCAUUGGAGAACCUCAUCUUUUUCGCUAGGAACUACCCAGCAUCCUUUCAAAUGCUUCUGAACAAAGUGCAAGGUCAAAGAGCAGAUUGGGAGUACCCUUUUGCAGUUGCUGGUAUCAACAUUUCAUUCAUGCUGAUCCAGAUGUUGGAUCUGCAAUCAACUGUUCCAUCUUCAAAGUCAGGAGUCCGUUUCCUGGAACUACUCGGACGAGAUGAAAAUGCAUUUGAUCACCUCUAUUGUGUAGCCUUUCGGAUGCUUGACGCCCAGUGGCUCGUGAAACGUGCCUCAUAUAUGGAGUUCAAUGAGGUGAUGAAAUCCACGAGAACUCAGUUGGAGCGUGAACUGGUUUUAGAGGAUGUAUUGGCGGUCAAGGACCUACCGUCUUACACAAUGCUGGACAAAUAAUAGAGCUUCUGCAUUUGAUUUGCCGUGAGAUAGAUCUGACCCUGCUAUGGGGGAUCGGAGAGCGGGAUGGGUCGACUCAGACUGAAGGGCUACUAACUUGAUGUGUCGGUGUCUGGUGAUAAAUUGUGUAUGGCCCCUUGUUGUGGUUGUAUAUUGUUGCAUGUAGUCCAUUAUUCAACUUGAUCGUGAGGAAAAUUUGAGGCGUUCAACAUGUAUAUAUGUAAGCAUGUUGUUCAUGUAUCUCUGCAGCUUUCAUACUUGCCACAAUAAAAAAAUAAAGGAGGUAAAUACACUGGGAGUGCCUAAA